This is a messenger RNA of Tripterygium wilfordii, 771 nucleotides long. RefSeq lists its product as uncharacterized. Lineage: Eukaryota; Viridiplantae; Streptophyta; Magnoliopsida; Celastrales; Celastraceae. The transcript has 3 exons. Bases 1 to 771 code for a protein of 256 amino acids. The record is from RefSeq and is a predicted model, not a curated record.
AUGACUGAGAUGUUCCUCUUCAUACUGGGGCACUGUGCUGGGAAUAGAUUGGUUUUACAUAGUGUAUAUUUGUUGUCAAUUGACAUAAUUAGACUAAGGGAGAAACAAUUUGAAGAAGUACCUGCCAAGAUCAGGGGUGACCCGAAAUACAUCCCUUUUAAAAAUUAUGUUGGUGCGAUCGAUCGAACACAUAUUCUAGCUGUGAUUCCUAAGGGGGACAGAGGUUGUUUCAUUGGUAGGAUAGGCACCACGACACAAAAUGUGAUGGCAGUUUGUGACUUCGAUAUGAUGUAUAUUUUUGUGUCGGCUGGAUGGGAGGGUUCUACACAUGUUGACAUGUCUUCCAGCAAGCAAUUUCAAAUCCCGCCUUCAAUUUUCCAAUGCCACCCCCCGUUCGAUAAUGGUUGCCGAGCAACUGGUCCUCGUAAAUUGUUCAACCACACACACUCAUCUCUCCGAAGUGUAAUUGAGAGAAUUUUUGGGGUGACCAAAAAUAGGCGGCCUAUAUUGAGAAAUAUGUCAUCUUACCCCUAUGAAACCCAUGUUAAGAUUGUAAUUGCGUGCAUGGCACUUCACAACUUUAUUCGUGUCAGGGUGAAGGACGAUGAAGAAUUUUUGGCAACAGAUGAAGCGUCAAGUAGUUCAGCUCAGGAACCACCUACUGAAGAUGUUGUUGUUGGUGGGGUUGAUGAUUUGCGUGAUGAUAGAACCAUGUCUUCCAUUCAGGAUAAGAUUGCAGAUAAACUUUUACGUAGGAGACAGAGGCAGUGA